Telopea speciosissima is the source of this 563-nucleotide messenger RNA. RefSeq lists its product as uncharacterized. The transcript has a single exon. The record is from RefSeq and is a predicted model, not a curated record. Lineage: Eukaryota; Viridiplantae; Streptophyta; Magnoliopsida; Proteales; Proteaceae. The coding region runs from base 42 to 521 and encodes 159 amino acids.
AUUUAUGUAUUGAUAGAUUUUGGAUUUCUAGGGUUUCUGCAAUGUCUGCUACGGUUCUCAGUGAUUCUAUGGCGAAGUCUGUUCCAGAAUCUCAAUCGACCACCGUUAAGACAAGUAACGCACAGGUGGAAGUGGAGUUUGCCAAAUGUGAAUGCUGCGGAUUAACAGAGGAAUGCACGCCUGCUUACAUAGCAAGAGUUCGAGACAGGUAUCAAGGUCGAUGGAUCUGCGGUCUUUGUGCCGAAGCUGUCAAGGAUGAGAUUGGUAGAUCGGAUAGGCUCAUUAGCGCUGAAGAAGCUUUGCAUCGGCACAUGAACUUCCGCAAGAAUUUCAGAUCUUCUAGUCCUCCGACGAACCCUACGGAACAUCUGAUAUCCGCUAUGAAGCAGCUGUUCCGGAGAAGCUUGGAUUCUCCAAGGGCCCUGAGGUCGACUCCGACUAGUCCUCUCAGAACGGAAGAGGAGAAACGUGUUCCAACCCUCACUCGAUCCGGAAGCUGCCUCCCAGCUCUGGCUCGUUGAUACAUAGUAAUAAAGAACAGAAGGUAAAGAAAAAAAGAAAAA